GGCUACCGGACGACAACAACAACACUAGCAGGGUGCUGCAGCUAACGAAGAAAAGGUCAACUCUUUUUAAAAAUGUUUUCAGUGUAGAAGAUUAUUAAGGAAGAGCAAACAACCGAUUUUCACCUGAGGAGCGGCAACGGACAGGAAGGAGAAAGGAGAAAAGCCAAGUGAUCCCAUUUGCAUGGAGUUCAAAGCGCUAGGAAUGGAGGAUGAGGAGGACGAUGCAGCCAUGCAGUACAUAAUCGAGCAGAGUCUGCAGGACAGCAACAAACGCAAGGACGUCCACAGACCAUCUUCUACGACAAGAGGUGACAGGAGCUCUAAGUGUGCAGAGUCUAUAUUCACUGCUAUAAGGCAAGGCAAAGAGAAGCUUGUGGAGGAGCUGCGUCUGAAGAGGAGAGAUUCUUUCCUCCAGACGGACAGCAGAGGAUGGACGCCUCUCCACGAAGCUUCAGCCCAGGCCAACCAAACCAUCCUGGAGCUCACCUAUGGAGCUUCAGGUCGAGAGGCAGUGGAGCGUCAGACACAACGUGGAGAGACACCCCUCUUCCUGGCGGUGGAACGAGGUCUCAUGGACAAUGCCGCCUUUCUCCUUCAGCACGGGGCCCGGCCUGACACACAGAACCAGGAUCUGGACUCACCGCUGCUUUUAGCAAUCCGGUCGGGCUGCAUGGACCUGGCGAAGCUGCUUCUUCAGCGAGGUGCGGCGGUCAACCAAGCGGGUCUCCACAACCGCUGCCCGCUCCACGAGGCCUCUCGGCUGGGCAGAGCCGAUCUAGUGAGCCUGCUCCUGGAAGCUAAGGCGCUGCCGGACGCCCGUAGUCGCUUUGGUCUUACACCGCUGGCACUGGCUGUUCAGGCGGGUCACUUGGAAGCGGCGGAUGUCCUGCUGAGGAAAGGAGCGGACGUGAUGUCUCAGGCUCAGGACGAGGCCUCCAUCUUGUACGAGGCGUGUGCGAGUGGAAAUGCUUCUGUUGUGGAGCUUCUGCUGGAAUACGGCGCUGACCCCAAUGUGGCUAAACAGAGCGGGCACCUACCAAUCCACCGCGCCGCUCACAGGGGACACCUGCAGACUCUGAAACUGCUGAUUCCAAUAACGUCAAUGGAAGACAUAGACAACAGCGGAAUGAGUCCGCUACACAGUGCAGCGGCUGGAGGACACUCACAUUGCAUCAAGGUGCUGCUGGACCAAGGCUUCGACCCAAACUACAUGCUGCAUCCUUGCGUGCGCCGAGGCUAUGACGACGAAAGGAAGUCAGCACUCUUCUUCGCCGUGUCCAACAACGACGUUCCGUCCGUCUGCAUGCUGCUGGAGGCCGGAGCCAUGUCCAACCAGGACCCGGUCAAAUGUCUGCAGGUCGCUCUGCGUUUGGGCAACUACGAGUUAAUCAAAGUGUUGCUGAGGUUCGGCGCCAACGUCAACUUUUACUCCAGAAUCAACACAACACACUUCCCCUCUGCCCUGCAAUACGCCCUCAAUGACGAGGUGGUUCUCAGGAUGCUGUGUAGCUAUGGUUACCACGUGGAGCGCUGCUUCGACUGUCCCUAUGGCAACAGAUCCCACGUUCCAGAGGACUACGAGGGCUGGACCAACACUGUCAUCAAAGACACGAUGUUCUGCGAGGUGAUCACCGUUUCGUGGCUCAAGCACCUCUCGGGUCACGUGGUUCGGGUCCUGCUGGACUAUGUUGAUCAUGUGACCUUAUGCUGCAAGAUAAAGGCGGCCCUCAUGGAGCAGCAGCAGUGGAGCGACAUUUGUAGGCUGCAAGAGAACGCUCGCUGCCUGCAGCAUCUCUGUCGUUUAAGGAUUCGCCGUUGUCUCGGUCGUCUUCGUUUGCGGUCGCCUGUCUUCAUGAGCUUCCUGCCAUUGCCGGGGAGACUGAAGGACUAUGUCCUGUACCGGGAGUACGACCUUCAUGGAUGACAAGAUGCAAAUCAGCUGGGAUGACAACAAACACAAAAUUUAAGUUUUUUUUGUGUGUGUGAAACAAUCAGAUAUAGUUGCCUUUUUUGUGACGUCUCUGUGCUGUAGAAAGCCAGAAUUCUAAUUAAAAGUAUUUCAGUUUUAAUUUUAACCAACUAUUCUGACAAGUACAUCUUACUCACUUGCUGCACAAAAAUCAAUAACUUCAAACAGGAGGCCAAAAAAAACAUCUGGAAAGUUUUAAUCUCACUUUCACUGUUCUACCAAACAGUGGGGAUGGUGUCAUCUGUAGAAAAUAAAUGGAGACAACAGACAUGACAACAUACAUGUGAGGAGGAGGAGGAGGGACAAGAACUAGAAUGUUGGACCGUGUGAUGGUGAAAUCACUAUAAAUAGGUUCAACGUGCAUCCAACGCCUGCAAAGGUUACGUGAGGCAAAGCAAAAAUGAGACACACACACACACACACACACACACACACACACACACACACUCAACCUGUUGGAUGGUGCCAAGCAAAGUUUGGCUGGAGUGUCCUGUGGCCAAACAGACAACAGUAUGCUGAAUUAAUACUGUUAAAUAUUCCCCUGAAAUGUCAUCACUCUGUGAGCACAUAAUCUCUUUUUUUUUUUUUUACACUUUUGGGAGAGACAUGGAAAAUAUAAGACAUUUACCCACAUACAUAGAGGUA
Messenger RNA from Doryrhamphus excisus (bluestripe pipefish), 2614 nucleotides. Lineage: Eukaryota; Metazoa; Chordata; Actinopteri; Syngnathiformes; Syngnathidae. The record is from RefSeq and is a predicted model, not a curated record.